AUGGUCGUGGGGGCACCUGGUCCAGCCCAUCUCUCGUGGAGGGUCCUGGCCCACACGCCAUUGAGGUGGGCUGACAUCGAGCCCUUGCUGGACAAGAACAUGAACCCCGCUGCCAAGGAAAAGGUCAAGAUGUUUUGUUCUCCAGAGAACAUCAAAGGGCUGUGUGCGAAGUUCGCUGACUUGGCGCUGCUGGGCUGA
This is a messenger RNA of Cladocopium goreaui, 198 nucleotides long. NCBI's taxonomy places the organism in Eukaryota, Dinophyceae, Suessiales, Symbiodiniaceae. The record is from the annotation of a GenBank genome assembly.